Molecule: messenger RNA, 1338 nt
Organism: Drosophila yakuba
Lineage: Eukaryota; Metazoa; Arthropoda; Insecta; Diptera; Drosophilidae
Exons: 2
Coding region: 27-1280 (417 amino acids)
Source: RefSeq, a predicted model, not a curated record
ACGAAAUCUAGCAGAAUCUUAACAUUAUGCCGGAGAAUACGAACCACAAGGCGCCCGCGUGGCUGACCGAGGAAUACGUGGAGAAAAGGUUAAGAGUCUACUUCAAGAAUGACACCCUAAGUCUGAAGAAACUGGUGAUCAAGCCGGGUACAGCAAAUGGAGAGAACUACGCCAGCGUGAUGACCCGCAUCAAUGUGGAGUACACUACCAGCGAUUCAAAGGAUAUCCAGCCCGCAACCUUUCUGCUGAAGACGACCUUCGCCGACAAAGAUCCUGCGGCGCAUUUGCUCAUCAACUACGGCAUCUACACCAGGGAGAUCGACAUGUACGAGGUGGUACUGCCCCGCUUGGCGGAUAUUGUGAGGAAUGAGCUCCACGAUUCCCGGAAGUUGUUUGCAGCUACUGUGAGUGCUGAUCGUGAGCGGGACUCGAUUAUGUUCGAGGACCUUUCGCUGGAGAGGUAUAAGGUUGCCUGCAGGGUAAGCAAACUGGAUCUGGAGCACACUCAUCUGGUUCUCGAGAAACUGGCUGAUUUCCAUGCAGCUGGAGCAGCUCUGGCUGAGCGUCAGCCUGGUAUCUUUGAAAAGAACUACGACCGUGGAUUUUUCAACCAACAUGUGCGAGGCUACGAACCCGUCAUGAAAAAUAUCCUUAAAGCCUUGUCGCGCACCCUCGAAUUGAGUCAGGAUCUUAAGCAGCGUUACCAGGCGAAGAUCGACAGGUUAAUUGAAAAUGUAAUGGACUACGGCGAGAGGUCGACUUCCUUCGCUCCCGGCGACUUUGUGACUUUGGCUCACGGAGAUAUUUGGACUACCAAUGUCAUGUUCCAGUACGAUGACGAGGGUCAUCCAGUUAAUGCCAUCUUCAUCGACUUCCAGUUCAGCGUUUGGAAUUCUCCGGCCAUUGACCUGCACUACUUCUUCUCAACCUCAAUCCACGAAAAUCUUCGUCUCGAGCACCAGACCGAGCUGGUCCAGUUUUACUACUAUAAGUUAGUGGAGGCUCUAAAAAAGGUGAAGUAUACUGGUAAGGUACCCACUUUAUUUGCGUUCCAACAACAGUUUCGAGCCAAAGCUUUUUAUGCUGUGUUUUCGUCGUUGAUUUUCGAGCCCGCCAUGGUCUACAAUGGCAAGGAGGAGCCCACCAUUGAGCAGUUCAUCAGCAGCGAUGAGAAAGGAUUGCGGAUAAGGGAUGCCAUGUACCAGACGGAGGAGAACCUGAAGAAGUUGCACCUGAUUCUACCGUUCCUUGAUCACCAGGGAUUACUAGACGAGAUGUAAGAAUAUGUGCCACUCAAUAAAUAAAUAAAUAAAAAUUAGUUAUAGUCAACUAAUAAAA